AUGUCAUGUGUUUGUAAGAACGAUGUCUCACCGGUCAAGCGAGUCUGCUAUAAAGCAGUUCGUCAUGUUCGUGAACCUGAAACACUUCACGUUAGGGAUUCGGUGGUUGUGAAAGCACUUGAUGGAACCUGUAAUUAUGGCAAAGUAACGCGUAUUUUCUUAGACGAAGACUCUGGUUUGUUCAUUUUUACUAAAUGUUCUCUGAAAUUCGGACGUUUUGUGCACCUCUUUUAA
This is a messenger RNA of Anisakis simplex (herring worm), 234 nucleotides long. The record is from the annotation of a GenBank genome assembly. NCBI's taxonomy places the organism in Eukaryota, Metazoa, Nematoda, Chromadorea, Rhabditida, Anisakidae.